AGUUCACAAUGCGGUGUGGAACCGCGUCCCGGGGUUUGGAUCUGUUGGUCGCGUUGUCUCUCCUGCCACAGUUUAUCUUCGCGAACCGGAUUAUCACAGACACACCGGAGCCCCUGAAGCCCACCAUCACCGGGCUCGGGGUGAAGGAACACUCAAAGAUUGUUGCCCAACACAAUAGACUGCGCAGCCGGGUCAACCCCAUGGCAGCUAACAUGCAAAAAAUGGAGUGGAGUGAUAAGUUGGCCUUACUUGCAAAGGACAGGGCGGCAUCAUGUCACACAGAUCCUCCUGAUCAACAAUCCUCACCUCUCAGUCAUAUCGGCUGGAACACACACGUCUCUGCCCACCGUGGUCUCACUUCAGUUUCUGAUGCCAUACACUCCUGGUUUGAAGAGGGGAACGAUUUUCUUUACCUGAGUGGGCAAUGUAGGGAGAAUGCCACCUGUCAGCACUAUACACAGUUGGUGUGGGCCACCUCGAGUCAUGUGGGCUGUGCCAGCCAGCUUUGUCUGAGGGAAGGAGACCUCUGGGAGAUGUUUGUCUGCGCAUAUUACCCUGGGGGGAACUGGGAGGUGAACGGUCGGCUGGUGACUCCCUAUAAGACGGGGCUGUACUGCUCUCUCUGCACCUCUUCAAUGUCUGGCUGCUUCAGACUGUGGGACCAUGUAGGUAGAUUAUGUGAGAUUCCAAAGAAUCCGUGUCGAAUGAGCUGCGGUCAGCACGGCCAUCUUAACAUCUCAUCCUGCAAGUGCACGUGUGACCGGGGCUUCACCGGACGCCUCUGCCAGGUGCGCUGCAGUGUGCAGUGUGUGCACGGUCGUUUCAAAGAAGAAGAAUGCUCUUGCUUAUGUAAUGUUGGCUAUGGUGGUGCUGAGUGUGCAGAGAAAGUGCAGUUUCCCUUCCACAGCUGUGACGCGAUGAUAGACGGUGAUUGCUUCGUGGUGUCUUCAGAAGCUGACACCUACUAUGGAGCCAAGAGUCACUGUCAGGGACGAGGGGGGAUUCUUGCUCAGAUCCACAAUCAGAAGGUUCAGGACAUCCUGGCGUUUUAUAUCAGUCAGCUGGAGACGAGCAACGAGGUCACCAACACGGACUUUGAGACACGAAACUUCUGGAUUGGUUUGACAUAUAAGCCUCUGAAAGACUCAUUUCGCUGGGACACAGGCGAGAUCCCCAGAUUCAGCAGCUUCGCCUUUGGGCAACCGGACAACCAAGGCUUUGGAAACUGUGUAGAGCUGCAGGCGUCAAGUGCCUUUAACUGGAACGACCAGCGAUGUAAAACGCAGAACCGAUACAUCUGCCUGCACGCUGCAGAGCACAUUGGUCGCUGGGAGGAUGGCAGGUGACCCGGAUUUCUUAAGGACGUGAAACAAGGUGUUGGUUGGGACCAAGGCCACUAAUGUUUGUCAAUGUAGUUUAGAUGUGCUGUAUAUACUCUACAUGUAAUACAAGAUGUCUUAUUAUUAAAGGGUUAUAUCAUGUGUCUAAAA
Gymnodraco acuticeps is the source of this 1490-nucleotide messenger RNA. Its product is annotated as C-type lectin domain family 18 member A-like. NCBI's taxonomy places the organism in Eukaryota, Metazoa, Chordata, Actinopteri, Perciformes, Bathydraconidae. The record is from RefSeq and is a predicted model, not a curated record. Bases 9 to 1346 code for a protein of 445 amino acids. The transcript has 12 exons.